CUGUGAUUGGCUCACGGUGAGCCAUUGCGUGCAGGCAACACUUGCAAUAUCCAACGGAGAUGCCGUCAUUCCCCACCAUUCGCGGUGGCGGGAUGAAGAAGGUUGCGUGGAACUCCAUGAUCGUCACUGCCCUGAGGUCGACCCAAGUGCUCAUGACUGGCAUGACAACCGUCUUCAUGCUAAUCUCGUACCGCGACGUGUCCAUCAAGGAAGAUGGGAGCGACUGGCGGUUUGCUCAACUUCCCCACUUCUUUGCGGUGAUGGUGUCUGCCGUCGGGUUUGUGUACUCGUUGUUGUACUGCAUCCUCGUCCUAGCCAUGGACUACUGGAGCCACGACGUGCUGCUAGAGCGUAUUGCGGACGCGGUCUUGGCCGUGUGUCUGGCCACUUGUGGCGUCACAGUCGGCAGCAACGGCGGGUGCAAGUUGCCGUCGACGCUGCAAAACUGCACCAACCUCCGCGGCACCAUCGGGUGCUUGUACGUGUCUGCCGUCGUGUACUUGGUGUCCUUCGUGCACAGCAUGCUCACCCAGGAAGUGUUCAAUCCCGACGCGCACGAGAACCUGGUGCCGCGAGGGAACUACGGUCCCAGCAUUAUUCUGUCGCCGGAACCAACUGCUGCUGCGCCCAACUACGAUAACACGAUCGAACUGAAACCGCGAGGCAACUUUGGCGCGUACUCGUCGCCUCGAUCUUUGCCAUACAACGACAACACGUUGGACCUUAAGCCUCGCGGGAACUUUGGGUCGGUGCAAACCGACAUGCACCCGAAGAUUGCCAGGGACGACAGCGGUGGACUCAUCUAAAGAAAUUUUAAUUGGAUUAAAUAAUUAAAUACAGUCAACCCUGUUUGUGUGUGUA
This is a messenger RNA of Aphanomyces astaci, 861 nucleotides long. RefSeq lists its product as hypothetical. The record is from RefSeq and is a predicted model, not a curated record. The coding region runs from base 60 to 806 and encodes 248 amino acids. Lineage: Eukaryota; Oomycota; Saprolegniomycetes; Saprolegniales; Verrucalvaceae. The transcript has a single exon.